AUAACUAAUUAUUGGCCACUUUAUUAGCAAGUGGGUGUAAAAUUUGCCAAAAUCAGCCACUUGGAUAACAGCUAGAUUAUUAUUAGCCAUGUGGCUAAUAAGAUGGCUAAUAAUCUGCUGAUCACAGGUUACCAGACUCUUGAGUGACGGUCAAGAUUUUUUUCUGAGUUUCAAAAUGCAAAACUUUUAAUUAUAUGAAGCAGAAUAUCAGCAAAGUUUCAAAUCAGCAAGGUCCACACAGGUGAGGUGAGGACAAGGACAAGAUCUGCAUCUCCCCAUCUGUCCAUCAACGAUCCAAGUGCCUCGGUGCCGGCCACCCUCAGGUCACCUCAACCACAACGGCCGCCAAACAAUAAAACUCUUGACCUAGCGUCCCUCACAAGGCAAAUAUUUGAGGCCAUUAUAUCUAAUUUCUCUGAGCAGUCGCCACUGAAAAGAUCAACAGUGAAGGGUGUUGUUGGGAGACGGAAAGAGAGAAGAAAACGUGGGGGAGGAAAAAGUAGCCCUUUCAAAGUGCACCAAGUCGGCUAUUUCUGCUGCACUGUGGGCAGAGAGCGUCUCAUUUGGGAGUGCUCUUGGCUGACAAAAAAAGGACUUCCCUGUGCCCUGCCUGCCUAUCCAAAUGCCUGUGUAAAUACUGCAUAGAGAUAUCAAUUUGUCUGGGCUCUGACACUGCCCAACAAAGAGACUGCAAGCUAUCUAUAGAAAACUUUACAACAAACUUGGACUCUGUGGUCUCCUGAAUUGCUACCUAUCCAUUACCCUUCAAGGAAGAUUCAAAAACUGUGAGAAGAGGAAUGAGAGCUACUACAGUUUUCUACACUUAGAAACUUUUUUUUUCAAACGCUCUCAUUAGUUUUAAAAUUUUCACAGGACCAACCACAGCUCUCUGGGGGACACCAGAAGCUGUCAGUCAAUUGGGGGCUGCAGUUUUGAUGUCUUUCCCAACUUGGUGAAUCAACAUGAAGCCACUAACCCCAAUUGGAUCCCCCUCUCCUCUGAGGCUCCUCAACAAGGGUCCAGACUAUCUGCGCAGGCAGAUAGACGGUGGAGGUCACGGCCGCUCAAUCAGCGCUGUGGAGAGGCUUGAAGCGGACAAAGCCAAAUAUGUUAAGAGCCAGCAGGUAAUCAACACCAAGCAGGAGCCUGUACUGGUACCUUGUGCUACCCCACCACCACAGCCCCGGCGAGCUCUUGUCAUUCCCAGUAGCUUGACGCCUCAUCUUCCCCCACGCCGUUCAUCCAACACCCCCUACUCUACACUCUCUGGCUCCUUCACCUCAAAAGAUGAAAAUGAAAAUGAUGACUCAAGAAAGGAGAACCGACGGACUUCUGUUGACGUUGAGGCCCACAACAGGAGUAACGUUAACAAUGUAAUGCUUCCCAGCCCCAGGACACCUGCAAUUAACACCUUGGUAGCACCACACAGCGCUCCUAUACUCAGGAGGAGCACAGGCAAACGCAUGCUGAGGCCGGACUCGCUCAUCAUCUACAGACAGAAGAAAGAGUGCAAGAGUCCCAUGGGUGCAGGGGUGGGAGAGAACAACAAUGUGGAACUGAAAAGCUACAGUUUUGUCCGCCGCCUCUUCCAGGGGUCGAUGAGAGAGAAGAGUAGCGGAGGUGAGGGCAGAAUCCAGAAAAUGGUGAUUGGUGAAGAGAAAGCGCCAUCACGGGAUGGAGACUCCCGCAUGUCAUGGACCAACGACAAAGACACUACAGAUGGUGGACCAGGGAGCAGGAGGUCUAGUAAAACUGACCAAGAACGCAGCCCAGGUUCUAUCCCUAGCCCCGGGUUUAGCUGUACACUUGAACGGACUAAUAAUGGAUUUACAAAAGGUACCACUGAUGGAGUUAACAAUGGUAUCACCAAUGGCAACCACUCAAGUAACUACGAUGAUGCGAAUGACCCAUGGAAGCGGGCAUCACCACCACCAGUACCCAGAAGGAAGUUUGGGGAACUGUAUCGCUCUAAGUCAGAACUGCGUCUGCGCUGCUCUGUAGCGUUAUCAGAGCAGGAGCAUUUCUUUGACUUCUGUGGACUGGACAUGGACAUGAUAGAGCGUCUGGGUCGAGAGAAUUUCCUCUCCGGUGCCAGCUCCAUAGACACACUGUCAUUGGCGCUCCGCAGUGUAGGCGGGGACGGCUGUGGUGGCUCAGAGCCCAGCGAGUUCUCCCGCCACUCAGGAGACGGGCUGUUCCAGGAGGAGCUUGCUGAUCAGCUUCCCACUGGUGUUUCAAUCAUUGAGAGAAACGCUCGUGUCAUCAAGUGGCUUUACGGGUGUAGGAAUGCUGCUCGCGAAGGACCCAAAGAGUCAACUGUUUAAUCCAGGGACAAGGAACCAUGUUCCACAGAGUGCUGAGGGUCUGCAGGUGUUCUUUCUAACUAAACAAGAGUUCAUCUGGUGUAGCGUGUGGUUCUGCAGACCCUUACCACAUGUGCAGACAUUAAAUUGCUGCUGAAAUGCACCACAAACCAAAAGUGAAAGCAUUUGGGUGAAUUUCACUUGAAUUUUGUGCACAGACAGUAUUGUUUCAGUGUGAGUUGUUAUUGGCUGGCUGCAUUGCUGCAGCUCAAAACAAAAGGCUGAAACAGGGCACAGUAUUGUUUUUGAGUCAAAGUGGUUUGUGGAGUUUCACAACACAAAGCUGUAAGAAAAGUGUUUUUAAAAUUUCAAAUGAGAGACUAGUUUGUUUCAGCUGUCUGCACAUAGGGGUAGCUCUCCAUGGCACAUGGUUAUGUUUGGUCCCUUGCUCUUCCAGACUCCAAAGAGACUGUUUCUUUGAAUUUGAGGACAAUGACUGCUAGUAGUUAUCUCCUGUCAAAUUGAUAUAUUGUAUUUAUAGAUCCUAUGGAAGUAUUGUGUGGGUAUAGAUAGACCUUACUGGCAAAUGGAACCAUUUCUUCAAGCAAAAUGUUUUGGUGUCUGUGUGUGUGUGUGUGUGUGUGUGUGUGUGUGUGUGGAGUGGACAUUACCGUCCUCUCCAUUUGUAGCCUCUGUUCAGUUUUUGACAGAACCGCAUUCUGAUCUGUUCUGAAACCAGACCCUCUGACCCCUCACAAGGCACAUAACUGUAAAAGUGUAUUUGUCAUGACACAGUGGGCACAGUUCAAUGUCCUUGACAUCAAACACUCUCCUCUAAUGACUAAUUUAAAAUGGAAAACCACUAAGCUAUUUUUUUUUCCUAAACUGGAAAACUGUUGUGCGAGUGUGAAGUGAACCAUAAGUACCUCAUUCGGAACUGUCCCAGUUUAGUUUGUGUGUUGCUUUUUUUUUACUCCUUAAACGCAGGCGUUGGAACAAACAUGCGAGGCACCCCUGUGGGGUUGUUAAUGCACUGAACUGGACAGAGAGAGAGGAAGUGAAAGAUAGAGAUAUAGCUUUGACUCUUUAGAGAGAUUCAUCUCGUAUAAACACUGAGCUGGAUUCAAAGGAGCACCUGCAUCGUGGAAGACAAGGAGCCAUGCCUGGCCAGUAAUUUUCUUCAUUUUCAUCUCAUUUUCCUAUGCCUAAUGAGGGUCUUUCACAGUAUACACUGUCCAAUAAUCACUUGUGUGACACAGUCAUUGAUUACUACAGCUAAUGCUUCAUGCCUGUUCAGCGGGUCACAGCUGUGUGAGCUAUAGAGUUGGUAAAUGAUAAACAGGGAACAGCAGCUUGUUAGUGAUCAAUCCUGUGAGAGGAAAAACUGGAUAUAUUCCAAAAAAAAAUUCACAUUGAAAGUUUAAAUCUCACCAAAGAAGUUUAAAAAAUGAAGAAAGUGUCAUAAAUAAUAUAUUCACCUCCAAAAUUAAAGGAGCUCAAGCUUUCAGACCCCUAGUUGCAUGUGAUUUAGGAUGUCACUUUUACCAUCUGGCAGUUUACAGCAGUUUAACCUCCCCCAGCUGGCUCCAUCAGCCUGUUUCCCAUUGAAACAAGCAGGGGAGGAAGAGGCCGCCCUCCUUUGCUCUGAUAACCAGAGAUCCUACCUCACUUCAUCCAUCCUUCAGUGAUUCUCACUUUAUCUCCAUGAAAGGUCAUUUCCAUUGCUUGGCCUGGAGGAUGCCACUGAAAUACAAACUCGGGGUCUGCCGAGGUAUGCAGAGGUUAGACUGAGAGACGUUCAGGUCUGAGUAUUACUGAACCCAAGGGCACGUUAUAUUUGUACACGUGAUAAAUUAAUGAAUUACUUGCAGCCUUGAUAUGUUUUUUUCUGUAUUUAUCACCAGCAUGGCACGCUCCUGAAACUCCUCCAACUGGACUUUGUUUUGUUUUGUUUUAUAUCUCCCCCUUGAAAACCAUUUGGUUGCAUGUUUACAAAGUGGCUCCGUAGAUUAUGAAUCUCUUUUUUUUUUUAAUUUGAUAUAUAUAUAUGAGAGAUUUAGUUUUUAUUCCAAAGAUGUUUGUGUAUGAUGUACACAGCAA
This is a messenger RNA of Thunnus maccoyii (southern bluefin tuna), 4403 nucleotides long. It is a transcript of the gene fam110d, whose product is annotated as family with sequence similarity 110 member D. Bases 963 to 2324 code for a protein of 453 amino acids. The record is from RefSeq and is a predicted model, not a curated record. The transcript has 2 exons. NCBI's taxonomy places the organism in Eukaryota, Metazoa, Chordata, Actinopteri, Scombriformes, Scombridae.